This is a messenger RNA of Oncorhynchus tshawytscha (Chinook salmon), 1541 nucleotides long. Its product is annotated as opsin-5-like. The record is from RefSeq and is a predicted model, not a curated record. Bases 1 to 1506 code for a protein of 501 amino acids. Gene Ontology annotation, molecular function: G protein-coupled receptor activity. Gene Ontology annotation, cellular component: membrane. The transcript has 5 exons. Gene Ontology annotation, biological process: G protein-coupled receptor signaling pathway. Lineage: Eukaryota; Metazoa; Chordata; Actinopteri; Salmoniformes; Salmonidae.
AUGUCCCAGGACAGGCUUUGCAGUCUCGCCAUGCUGUCCAUUGAAAUUCAGUUAGCUAGAAAUCUGAACUUCAAAGACUUGAUCAGUGACUUUGCUAGCAAGAAGGCUCAGCACUGGGCUCUUGGUGUGUGCUCUCUGUUUGGCAACAGCACACUGCUCUACGUCUCCUACAAGAAGAAGCGCCUGCUCAAACCAGCUGAGAUUUUCAUUAUCAACCUGGCCAUCAGCGACAUGGGUCUGACCCUGUCCCUCUACCCCAUGGCCAUCACCUCCAGCAUCUACCACAAGUGGCUGUUUGGGAAAACGGUGUGUUUGAUCUACGCGUUCUGCAGCGUGUUGUUUGGGAUCUGCAGUCUGACCACUCUCACCCUGUUGAGCAUGGUGUGUUUUGUGAAAUCCAUCCAUCCUUCGGUCCAUCCAUCCAUCUCCUUAUCCAUCUCUCCACCCAUCCAUUCAGGUAACCGAUUCAACCCGGGGCAUGGCCGUCUGCUGAUAGUCUGUGCAUGGGUCUGGGCCCUGGUGUUCGCCUUCUCCCCUCUGGCCCACUGGGGAGAGUAUGGUCCAGAGCCAUAUGGCACAGCCUGCUGCAUCGACUGGCGCCUGUCCAACCUGCACCCCGUGGCCCGCUCCUACACAACGGCGCUCUUUAUCUUGUGCUACAUCGUGCCCUGCUGCAUCAUCACUGUAUCCUACACGGGCAUCCUGAUGACGGUUCGAGCCUCUCGUAAGGCCAUGGAACAUCACGAGGCCCGGCCGGCCAAGAUGAGCAACAUCCAGGCUGUUAUUGUGAAGCUGAGUGUUGCUGUCUGUAUCGGUUUCUUCACAGCGUGGAGCCCUUAUGCUGUGGUGUCUAUGUGGGCAGCAUUUGGUCACAUGGAGAACAUCCCACCAUUGGCGUUCGCCAUACUCGCAAUGUUUUCCAAGUCCUCCACCAUAUACAACCCCAUUAUCUACCUGCUGCUCAGGCCCAACUUCCGCAGGGUGAUGUACCGGGCCCUGCUGAGCUUUCGCAGGGCCUGUCUGAAGGGCUGCCUGUGCUCCUGCUCCCAAGGCGCUAUGGGGAAGUGCCGCUCCGGCUCUGUGGUCCAGGUUAGCCUCCGGUCGCUCCGCAGACCACUAGGACACGACCAGUCCUGUAUCAUCAAAUCAUCUGCCAACCAAGCCCUCGCUGGGUACAGAGGUUGUAGCAGCACCUGCGAGAAGUGCAGCGAUGCCUUCGAGUGCUUCAGACACUACCCCAGAGAUUGCCAUGGUGGCACCAACCCCCCCAGCUCCUCAGUCAACACUAACGCACCUCAGGAUCAGCUCUCAACAGAGCCCCAGCUGCAGCUGCAGCCACUGACACAGAAACCAACACGGAAGCAGAGGCAGAAGCAUAAAAAACAGGAGGCCCGUCACAAGAAGUCCCUGCGAGCCACCAUGAGCAGCAAAAGGACCUCGGAGAUCGACAACCUUCAGAUCAACUUGGAGAUGGUGCCGGGACACGCAAAAUUUGCCUGGCCCUAGAAUGUGAUAUAUGCGUCCUCUGGUUUUAUACUUUU